Messenger RNA from Rosa chinensis, 1736 nucleotides. RefSeq names its product dehydration-responsive element-binding protein 2A. NCBI's taxonomy places the organism in Eukaryota, Viridiplantae, Streptophyta, Magnoliopsida, Rosales, Rosaceae. Gene Ontology annotation, cellular component: nucleus. Gene Ontology annotation, molecular function: DNA-binding transcription factor activity; transcription cis-regulatory region binding. The record is from RefSeq and is a predicted model, not a curated record. Bases 271 to 1425 code for a protein of 384 amino acids. The transcript is spliced from 2 exons. Gene Ontology annotation, biological process: response to stress; positive regulation of DNA-templated transcription.
CAGAAGCUUAUAGACACUCCUAAACUUUUCCCAGAAAACCAUUUGCUCUCUCUCUCUAUAUCUAUCCCAAACCCUAGAAGAAGAAGAAGAAGAAGAAACCGAGCAAAACGCGUCCAGCAGUGUCGUUUUGAUUGUGGAAGUCCGAUUUCAAAAGGAAAUUAUCCGAGUCCGGUGGGAUUCAUCGCGAACGACUCAUAGAGAUUGUGAAGAAGCAACGGUUGCAGAUCAGUUUGUUAGAUUGAGAAUCUGUUUAUAGACCAGCGAAGAAUAAUGGGUGCUUAUGAUCAAGGUUCUAAUGGGUUUUCCCAGCCCUUGGGUAGUUCUAAGAAAAGGGGACGACGAAGUAAAAAGGAUGGAGCCAGUGUUGUGGAGACUCUGUCAAGGUGGAAAGAAUAUAACAAUCUUUUAGAGUCUGGGAUUUACGAUGACAAGGCGCGUAAGAUUCAGGCCAAGGGGUCGAAGAAGGGUUGUAUGAAAGGUAAAGGAGGGCCGGAGAAUCAGCGGUGUAAUUACAGAGGAGUUAGGCAGAGGACGUGGGGAAAGUGGGUUGCAGAAAUCCGAGAGCCGAACAGAGGAAGUAGGCUUUGGUUAGGUACUUUUCCCACGGCUGUUGAUGCUGCACUUGCUUAUGAUGAAGCUGCAAAAGCCAUGUAUGGUGCCACUGCUCGCCUUAACCACCCUAAUGUAAACAGUCACAACAGUUAUACAUCUUCUUGGAAUGACUCGUCACAUGAAACUUCGUCAGUCACAACUCCAUCAGGGUGUUCUACUGUGGCAACACAAGGAUGCUGUGAAUCUACUAUGAUAUCAAAUCAGUCUGAUCACUCCGAGGUCUGUGCAGAGGAGGAAUCUUUUAUAGUGAAAACUGAGGAUGGUGAGGAUGAAUCGACUAGUCAUAAUGCAUUUACUCAACCCAGGACGUCUAAUGCUACGGCAGAUGUAGAAGUGAAAAGUGAGGUUCCUAUGGACUACUUCCACACAGAUCAACCUGGAGUCCAAGAGCAGGCACAUGACUGGAUUAGCACAGAUGGCUUUGAUAUGGAUUACUUGAAGCAGUUUUCAAUUGAUGAGCUUUUUGAUGUGGACGAGCUUGUCGGCCCUAUGGAUGGUAAACCCAUCCCUGCUCCGAGAUUGCAGCAAGAUUUAAGCUCCGAUGUUGGUCGUCCUCAGUUCACGGAUAUGGUCCCUGUUGAUAAUAAUGCCACACUAUCGGAUUCAUCAUACCAGUUACAGUAUCCAGAUGACAAGCCUCCUGGUGGUAAUGUGCAGCAUAUGGACGUGGAGCCAUCAGUUGCCGACUAUGGUUUUGAUUUGUUAAAUCGUCAGAUGCAAGAGAAUAAUGUUGGAGUAGAUAAUCACGGAUACUUCAACGUAGAUGAUUUCGAUUUCAAUUUCACUGGAGGCUGCGGCGGCAAUGCAAACUGAUGAGGAAUGUCAAGGCUAGAGUUUGUGCAGCCAGCUCUGUAUUGGCUUGGUUACAUGUCUUGUGAAUAUGGUUCUGAAGUUGAUGAAGGAUUCCAUUAGAGUUGUGGUUACCCUCUCUGUAGAGUGUGAACUGUUUUCCUCUUGGGGGUUGCUACAAGAGAAUGUAGCAGUGACAAUUUUUAUCUUUCUCCUCCAUGAACAAGUUGCCCUGACUAUGAUUUUCAAAGUAGUCCAUAAACUGAUUCUUUGUUGUAAAUGGCUUGAUAAAAAAAAAAUGAAAAAUAUAUAGAGCGGUUCUAGACUUCUAGUUA